GCAGGUUGUAAUUUUCCUCAACAAUCGUAGAAAGCAACUCUUUCAUCAUGGGCAGUGGUUAUACAUUUGUCAUGCACAACAUGCAUUACAGACUCCUCUUUGGAUUUGUCCUUUCUCUUGUCCUAAGAUUCUCCUUAGUAUUAUCUGAUCAACCAGGCCUGAAGAUUGGUUUUUACCAAUAUACAUGCCCAAAUGCAGAGGUCAUUGUUCGUGAUGAGAUGACCAAGAUCAUAUCCCGAGUCCCAAGUCUCGCAGGCCCUCUACUUCGCAUGCAUUUCCAUGACUGUUUUGUGAAUGGUUGUGAUGCAUCUAUACUUCUGAAUAGCUCACCAGGAUCACCAUCUGAAAAGGAAUCAGCACCGAACCUUAGCCUGCGAGGUUUUGGCACAAUAGACCGUGUCAAAGCUAAGCUGGAGCAAACCUGCCCUGGAAUUGUGUCCUGUGCUGAUAUCCUUGCUCUGGUAGCUAGAGAUGUUGUCGUCUUGACCAAAGGGCCUCACUGGGAUGUUCCGACUGGGCGGAGGGAUGGGACAAGAUCAGUGAAGGAUGAUGCUCUGAACAAUCUCCCUCCCCCUUUCUUCGAUGCCACUCGGAAUUUGUAUCAAUUCUUCAUCCCAAAGGGCCUUGAUGCAAAGGAUCAAGUGGUUCUGCUAGGUGGGCACACUCUUGGAACCUCCCAUUGCUCGUCCUUCUCCAGCCGGCUCUACAACUUCAGCGGCACGACGAUGGCCGACCCUACGCUGGACAAGCACUACGUCCCGAGGCUGAAGAGCAAGUGCCAACCCGGCGACAAGACGACGCUGGUGGAGAUGGACCCCGGGAGCUUCAGGACGUUCGACACCAGCUACUACAGGCACAUCGCCAAGGGCAGGGCGCUCUUCACCUCCGACGAGACGCUCAUGCUCGACCCCUUCACCAGGGACUACGUCCUCCGCCAGGCCAGCGCCGCUGGCUACCCGGCGGAGUUCUUCGCCGACUUCGCGGCGUCCAUGGUGAAGAUGGGCAACAUGCAGGUGCUCACCGGGAUGCAGGGGGAGAUCAGGAAGCACUGCGCCUUUGUCAAUUAGACUGCAAAUAUAUGUAUAGCACCAUUUAUCUGAAGUGCUAGCUGUUUGAUUGCUUGGUAUCUGUAGAAUUCUUGUGUUACCUUCAGGUUUGUAUUAUGAUGUAAUCAAACUAUACUAUUUGCUUAAUUCAA
This is a messenger RNA of Oryza brachyantha (malo sina), 1198 nucleotides long. RefSeq names its product peroxidase 1. Gene Ontology annotation, biological process: hydrogen peroxide catabolic process; response to oxidative stress. The record is from RefSeq and is a predicted model, not a curated record. The transcript has 4 exons. NCBI's taxonomy places the organism in Eukaryota, Viridiplantae, Streptophyta, Magnoliopsida, Poales, Poaceae. Gene Ontology annotation, cellular component: plasmodesma; plant-type cell wall. Gene Ontology annotation, molecular function: heme binding; peroxidase activity. Bases 48 to 1067 code for a protein of 339 amino acids.